AUGAACAAGACAUUGGGAUGGAGGAAGUUUACGUUUAACCCAAAGCUGGGCGUUGAUAAUCCUGUCCUCUCCUUGGCGGAAGACCGAGACCCCUCUGGACGCAGGGUCUGCCAGUCACACGGUGGACCUGUGCUUGGGCUGUGCCCUCUCCUCCCCCUUUUCUGCUGCUCACCUCCCCCUCCAGACCCCUGGAGCCUGGAGCGGCCUCGCUUCUGUCUGCUGAGCAAAGAGGAGGGCAAGAGUUUUGGCUUCCACCUACAGCAGGAGCGGGGCAGGGCUGGGCAUGUGGUGUGCAGGGUGGAGCCAGGCACCUCUGCCCAGCGCCAGGGUCUCCAGGAAGGAGACCGGAUCCUGGGGGUGAACAACGAUGUCGUGGAACAUGAAGACUACGUGGUGGUGGUACGCCGCAUCCGGGCCAGCGGUCCUCGGGUGUUGCUGACGGUCUUGGCGGGGCAUGUGUAUGAUGUGGCCCGAGCUCAGCACAGGGACAAUGCCCACCUCUGCCCUACCCUAGGCCCGGGGGUGCGGCCCCGGCUGUGCCACGUAGUGAAAGAUGAAAGUGGCUUUGGCUUCAGUGUCACCCAUGGUAAUCAGGCUCCUUUCUGGUUGGUGCUAAGUAUUGGAGGAGCAGCUGAGCGGGCAGGGGUGCCCCCUGGGGCCCGACUGCUGGAAGUGAAUGGGGUCAGCGUGGAGAAGUUCACUUACAAACAACUCACCAGGAAGCUUUGGCAGAGUGGAGAGCAGGUGACCUUGCUGGUGGCAGGGCCAGAAGUGGAGGAACAGUGUCGCCAGCUGGGAAUGCCCCUGGCUGCACCCCUGGCAGAGGGCUGGGCACUGCCCACCAAGCCCCGCUAUCUGCACCUAGAGAAAGGGCCCCAGGGCUUCGGGUUCCUGCUCCGGGAGGAGAAGGGCCUUGACGGUCGCCCUGGGCAGUUCCUGCGGGAGGUGGACCCUGGACAGCCAGCUGAGAAGGCCGGGAUGCAGGCUGGGGACCGGCUGGUGGCUGUGGCUGGGGAGAGCGUGGAGGGGCUGGGCCAUGAGGAGACAGUGUCCAGGAUCCGGGCGCAGGGCUCCCAUGUCUCCCUGAUUGUCGUCGACCCUGAGGCUGACCGCUUCUUCAGCAUGGUUCGCCUGUCCCCACUCCUCUUCUUGGACAGCACAGGGGCUCCUGCCUCUCCCCAUGACACCUGCUCAGCCUCUCUGGCUGAGACUAGGGACCCACCACUGGCAGACACAGCUGAACCUCCUGGCCCUCGGGGCUCCCACCAGUGCAUCCUGUACCCUGGGCCUGGCGGCAGCUAUGGCUUUCGACUCAGCUGUGUGGCCAGGGCGCCCCAUUUCUUCGUCUCCCAGGACUGGGCUCUGGCCUCAGAACUGCUGUAAAGUACCCCUGCUUGGCACAGAUCAACCCAGUGGCUUUCCUGUCUUCACUAUCCAGCCUGAGAUCUCUCUCCGAGCUAGAGGGCCGGAGCCCUGGGACUCAGACACCACCAAUCACAGGGUUGCCCAGGGCCUCCCUCCCUCCCUUCCCAUGGACCUGCCUCCCAGAAGAGGGUGUGGUCAGAGGUCUCA
Messenger RNA from Propithecus coquereli (Coquerel's sifaka), 1572 nucleotides. RefSeq names its product PDZ domain containing 3 (gene NHERF4). Lineage: Eukaryota; Metazoa; Chordata; Mammalia; Primates; Indriidae. Gene Ontology annotation, molecular function: protein-membrane adaptor activity; signaling receptor binding. Gene Ontology annotation, cellular component: apical plasma membrane. Gene Ontology annotation, biological process: protein localization to plasma membrane. The record is from RefSeq and is a predicted model, not a curated record.